Xiphias gladius (swordfish) is the source of this 2565-nucleotide messenger RNA. It is a transcript of the gene bbs12, whose product is annotated as Bardet-Biedl syndrome 12. Gene Ontology annotation, biological process: chaperone-mediated protein complex assembly; photoreceptor cell maintenance. The transcript has 2 exons. The coding region runs from base 227 to 2182 and encodes 651 amino acids. Lineage: Eukaryota; Metazoa; Chordata; Actinopteri; Istiophoriformes; Xiphiidae. The record is from RefSeq and is a predicted model, not a curated record. Gene Ontology annotation, molecular function: ATP binding.
ACCGGGAAACACAACGCAUGCGCAGUGCUUAAUCGUUGGAGCCGGGGCAGCUGGGCAAUAGGAACAGAUAUAAGUAUUAUAUAUUAAUAAAAGAAGGUAACAUCGUAUUCGUUAUGGAUAUAUAAGCUUCGUAUUGCAGGACCACCUUUUGGAAAUACUCCUGCUUUUUACUUCACAUUAAUCUUGUCAUAGACAGGCUGAAUUUGGAAAUAAGGCACCUCCAGUAAUGCUGGGAAGUACAGUUAUAAACCAUCGACAACAUUUUGGACUGCAGAAGCUCUCAGCGUUAGCAGGAAUCACACAUUCUUCUUUGGGCCCCAAUAAAAAGUACAAGUUUAUCCAAGAUGACACAAGUGGGGAGUCAGCUCUUGUGUGCUCGUGUUUUCGCAUCUUUGAGAACCUGGAGCUGACCUGCGCCGUGGGUCAGUUGGUUUAUGAGACUAUUCAAGCCCACCAGAAGGUCUAUAAUACAGGAUCAGGAUGCCUGCUGUUUCUCGCAGGAGCGUGGAGCCGUGCUGCUCUGGAGUGCCUUCAGAGAGGAAUUACAAUAUCACACAUCAUCUCAGCUAUGUCUGAAGGGAUUGACAUAUGCAUGGAUGUGUGCAGGAAAUGCAGCGUCUCAACUGAGGGUCUUGGUGUGGCGCAAUCAGAGAGCUGCACUGCGACAUCUCAUGGUUCAGGAGUUCAUCUAUCAAAGAAACCCAUCAUGGAGGCUUCACGGGCAUCGUGCCACCUGCAAGGGACACCAAAUGUUGGUCACAAGACUCUAAAUGCCUGUGGACAAAGGAAAAUAAGGCUCAGCAGACAUUUUAGUGAGGCCAAGUCUAAAAAUGCCUCCGCAGUACCACAACCUCAUCAGCCUAAGCUCCCUAACGUUGCACACAUUGCCGAGGGAUUGAGCCACGGUUCUGUCAAUGCAAUGACUUUAGUAGUGGAAGCCAACCAGAUGCAAUCAAAAAAUAACCAACAAGAUAUCAGCUGUUCCACAUUUGACAUAACUAAAGUGGUGACCUGUGUUCUACCUGGUUUACCAGAGGACCGCGCGUGCGUUCUACCAGGCUGCAUUGUUCUCCUAUCUGCUGAACAGGCUUCGGUUGCACGUCACUUAAAAGAACAGCACUUGAAGGUUGCUCUUAUUAAUGGAGAUUUGUCAGAUACCUUUCGCCAUCUUGGCUUUAUUAGGCCAGCCGGAAUACAGCAUGUGAGUGACCAGUCAGGUUUGCUAAGUUCAAGCAAAGGGGAAGAGUGGAUGGUAAAGGUUGUGUCACUUCUGCUGAGCCUGGAAGUGAACCUGAUACUAGUCAGUGGGCUUGCUAGUGAGAAAGUGAUUCAAUGCUGUUGUCGACAUCAUAUACUUGUGGUGGAAAAAGUGAAGGCCUCUGUUUUGAAGGCAUUCGCUAAUGCAACUGGAGGUGUUCCAGUGACCUAUGCCACACAGCUGAGUAAGCACUCCAUUGGCACUGGGGUGAAGGUUAUGAUAUGGAGGGACAUCAGCAGCACUGAGAGGAAGUCCUCAACAGCUGUGAAUAUUUCCACUGGUGGGAACAACGGGUUGGUCACAGUGAUCCUCACGAGCUGCGUACAGGGCAAGCUGCAGGCCCUGGAGGAUCAGUUUUGGGCCUGUGCUUAUCGUUUACACCACGCGCUGAAAGACAAAGCCCUCCUGCCUGGUGCUGGAGUGGCAGAAAUGCUUUGCAUUCAUCACCUUCAAAGGCAAGCAGGGCGCCAUGUUAAGCGCUGCACAGAGAGGACUGGUGCUUCUAUGCAGCAAUCCAAAGCAGAGGGAGAAGCUAACCCUUACAGGGGUGUGGUGUUGCGCCUCAUGGCAGAUGGUUUAAUUCAAUACAUAUCCACUGUGAUGGUUAACACUGGAAGGUUUUCAAAGAUCAAAGCCAGGACUGUGGUGAGCCAACAACUGCAGGACUAUGACGGACAUCUAGAUACUGCUGCAAAGUUCUCACAACUUUUCUUGAUGGGUGAAAAAGAGGACAGUGAAUUUUUCUCAGCUACGAAUGCCAAUGGAGCACCAGCAAUGAAAAUCUAUGAUAAUCUGAGUGUGAAGCAGGAAGCAUGGAGGAAAGCCCUGGAUCUGGUUUUCCUGGUCUUACAGACUGAUGCAGAGGUCAUCACAGGCGUGGACCAAAAAACUGAUGGAGCAGAGGAAAAUCUGAUGCUGUUAUGACCUUCAUGCAGCAUCUUGGGGAAUUAUUUGAAAAACCUUCUGAAUUAUUUUUUUGUUUUGUUCCCAAUGCGUUCAAAGUUUAUUUAGCCUGCAAAAAUAUCUUAAUGAAUAUGAAAUUUUCUUAAUAACUGGUACAAAGUAAAAGUAGAAAUAAGCGUCUUUAUAGUCUGACUUUUUGUUUUUUGUCUUCUAUGAAUAGCCAAAGGACAAUAUUUAAAAGGAUCAUUUUAGUGAGGCAUUUUUUUUCCUACCACAUGGGGGAGACAAGUGAUUAUAUGACCCUGCGGUCCAUCUGACUCGCUCACACAAGUUGAUGCAUGUAAACAUGACAAAUGAAUUGGCCUAAAUCCUGAUAUCGCCAAUAAAAAGAUGUGCAUUGGUGA